AUGAAGUUCGGCUUCGUUUCCCUCACCCUCGGCCUUUUGGCCAGUGCCCUUGCUGUCCCUCUGCAGGGGUCGCACAUGCCUCGCCGGGACACAAUUGCUACACCAGAUAGCAGCGGCAUUGUUUCAAAGCUGUCCCCACGGAACGGGUGGUUUAAAAAAAACAACAGAGACUACGCCAAGGCGUGGCACGCAUGGGACGACCGGCAGAGAGCCCGGAAAAAGAUCGAGGACGAGGCUAAGAGAAACGGCACCUGGAAAGCGGAGGACUUCAUUUAUCCCGACGUCGUGAAAGCGCAGGCCGAGGAGAAGAAGAACCUGGACAGAAUCGAGGACGAGAGAAUCAUACGGCAGGCGAAGUACAAGAAGGAGCUGGAGCAGGCCGCAUUGGAUAAAAAGUGGAAAGCGGUUGAGGACAAGCAGAAGAAGGAACAAGACGACAUCAACGAAGAGGAAAACGAGAAGAGGAAGGAUAGGAAGAAGAAGAAGAAGGCACAAAAGAAGAAGGAGAAGGCAGACAAAAAGAAGCUUACAAAAGAAGAGACUGACGAGAAAAACGAGGCAUAUGAGAAGGCGAAGGCUGACGGGAAGCAGUUGAAGAAGGACGAGAAGAAGAAGAAGAAGGAGAACAGGAAGAAGACGGCCCUGCAGAAUAAGAAGAAGAACCUGGAGAGGAUCGAGAGGCAGAGAAUCAAGAUGGAGGCGAGCUACGCGAAGGCGUUGGAGCAGGCCGCGUUCGAUAAAAAGUGGAAAGCGAUUGAGGCCAAGAAUAAGGAGGAAGAACGUCAGAGGAAGAAAAAGGUCGAAAAGGAGAAGGAGGAGACGCAGAAGAAGUUGAAGGAAAUCAAGAGGAAGAAGAAGGAGAAGAAGCAGGAAGAGGAAAGGAAGAAGAAGAAGGAGCAGGAGGUGCAGGAGGAGAAGAGGAAGGAAGACAGGAAGAAGAAGAAAGAGGAGGAAGAGGAGGAGAAGCACAGGAAGAAGAUUCAGGCCGAAAAGGCGGAGGAGGAAAGGGAGGAGGAGGAGGAGGAGCGGCAGAGGGAGAAGGAAAAGAAGCAGAAGCAGGCCAAAAAGCUGGAGGAGGACAGGGCGAGGAAGGAGGAGGAGCAGAAGAAGGAGGAGGAGCAGAAGAAGCUGGACGACAAGAAGGACUAA
Ilyonectria robusta is the source of this 1149-nucleotide messenger RNA. RefSeq lists its product as uncharacterized. Bases 1 to 1149 code for a protein of 382 amino acids. Lineage: Eukaryota; Fungi; Ascomycota; Sordariomycetes; Hypocreales; Nectriaceae. The record is from RefSeq and is a predicted model, not a curated record. The transcript has a single exon.